AUGGCCAACAGGGAUGACGACGACGAGACCGCGGCUCGUCUCCUCGCGCCCGACGACGAGACUGACCACAUCCUCCUCCGCGGCUCCUCGGAGGACCUCGCCCCAGACCAUCAUGACUUCCCAGGUACAGCAACAUCGUCCCAGCCGCGGCGGCGUCUGCUGCUCCGCGCCUCGCGGUGGCAGGUCCGCUCCCCGCGCACCAUCAUCCUAUUCGUCGCCUUUGCCAAGUUCUGCAUCGUCUGCAGCGGCCUGAUGCUCAUGGUCCCGCUCUUCCGGCUCAUCGAGGACGCCAUCUGCCACGGCGUCUUUGACGACACCACACCGGAUCUCCUCGACGAGAUGAAGUGCAAAGACGACGAGGUGCAGCGGCGCCUCGCCACGUUUCUCGGCUGGUCCGGUCUCGUAGGUUCCAUCGUCACCUUGAUUACUUCAUUCCCAUUCGGCGCCAUGUCGGAUCGCUUCGGCCGUAAACCGACCGCUUUGCUGGCCUACCUUGGCGUCUUCAUCUCCUUCCUCUUCACGCCGCUGAUGCUGGGCCCGCCGAUGAAGCAACACAUCCGCAACAACCCGUAUCUGCUCCUUGGGGGGAGCCUGUUCCAGCUCUUCGGCGGCGGGGUCCCGGUGCUGCUGCACACGCUGUAUGCCAUGGCCGCCGACGUCAGUUCCGAGGAGAACAAGUCAUCCAACUUUUUAUACGUGAGCCUUGGAUCUGCCACCGGUGGCCUUCUCGGCCCUCUCAUCGCUGGCCUCCUCAUGACCCAGUUCGGGCCCUGGGUGCCCAUCUGGAUCGUCAUCCUCAUCUCGCCCUUGCUCAUCUGCAUCCUGCUCCUCCUCCCCGAGACCCUCGCCGUCCACGUCACACCUUCCUCCACCACGGCCUCUGUCCGCUUCUCCGCGCUCCUGGCCAAGGGCCUCGACGACCUCCGCGCGUCGCUCGCCAUGCUCCGCAACAACCGCAACGUGCCCGUCGUGCUCGUCACCUUUCUCUUCCAGAACGCGCGCAUGACGGCCUACUCGUCCACGCUCGUCCAGUACGUCUCCAAGAACUACGGCUGGAGCCUGGGCCAGACGUCCAUUCUGCUCUCCCCCCUCGGCGUCCUCUCCCUCGUCGUCCUCGGCGGCCUGCCGCGCGUCGCCGCCCGCCUCACCUCGGCCCGCUACGGCUACUCCGUCUUUGGCAAGGACAUGCUCCUCACGCGCGCGUCGACGGCGGUCCUCAUCGUCGGCGCCGCCAUCCAGGGCCUCAGCUCCAACGUCGUCGUCUUCAUCCUCGGGCUCGUCGUCGCGACGCUCAGCGCCGCGGACAGCCCGCUGGCCAGGGCCACCAUCUCGCACUACGUGCACGCCUCGUUCACGUCGCGCCUGUAUGCGCUCAUCGGCAUGGUCGAGGUGCUGGGUUCCUUUAUCGGCGGGCCCGCCCUGGCGUACUUGUUCAACGUCGGCCUGGAGAAGAAGGGCCUGUACACGGGCCUGCCGUACUUUUACAUUGCGCUGCUGUCCUCGAUUGGGCUGGCGGCGCUCAUGUUUGUGACGCCGCCGCCGCGAAAGGCCACGUCGGGCGACGCAACGCCAAGCUCUGCAGACGACCUUUGCGAAGAAGGCGCUAUUCAACUUUAG
This is a messenger RNA of Akanthomyces muscarius, 1617 nucleotides long. RefSeq lists its product as uncharacterized. Gene Ontology annotation, molecular function: transmembrane transporter activity. Gene Ontology annotation, cellular component: membrane. The transcript is spliced from 3 exons. Gene Ontology annotation, biological process: transmembrane transport. The record is from RefSeq and is a predicted model, not a curated record. Lineage: Eukaryota; Fungi; Ascomycota; Sordariomycetes; Hypocreales; Cordycipitaceae. Bases 1 to 1617 code for a protein of 538 amino acids.